Messenger RNA from Symsagittifera roscoffensis, 990 nucleotides. Its product is annotated as inositol-tetrakisphosphate 1-kinase-like. The record is from RefSeq and is a predicted model, not a curated record. Bases 1 to 990 code for a protein of 329 amino acids. NCBI's taxonomy places the organism in Eukaryota, Metazoa, Xenacoelomorpha, Acoela, Convolutidae. Gene Ontology annotation, molecular function: magnesium ion binding; inositol-1,3,4-trisphosphate 5-kinase activity; inositol-3,4,5,6-tetrakisphosphate 1-kinase activity. The transcript has a single exon. Gene Ontology annotation, biological process: inositol trisphosphate metabolic process. Gene Ontology annotation, cellular component: cytoplasm.
AUGGAUGGAAAUGUUGUCAUCAAAGUGGGAUUUUGGAUCCGGGAAGGAAAAUGGAAAAAACUUCAGCUUGACAAGCUUGUCGCUAAACCCCAAACAAGUUAUAUGAAAAGCAAACAGACAGUUGUUACAGUUAAAGUCACCAACGCAGAAGACGUCAAUAAUUGUGACGUUAUCGUGAUCAAAAGAAAUGACAGACAGAAUAGGGAUAGUCAGAUUAUUCUGGAACGAAUUCAAUCAUUGCCAGGAAUUAUUCAGCUGGACUCCGAAACCGACCAGAUGAUUUUGUUCAACAGGAAUCUUACUUUCAACAAGCUAAACUCGGUCGCCAGCGACCUGGAGCCUCUAAACGUUAUGCCUUCUUUUAUGGUUCAAAACACUAACCACGUAGAGCAAUUGCUACAGCAGAACUCAUUAGUUAAGUUCCCAUUUAUAUGUAAGCCAAAUAGUCUCAAAGCUAAUGAAAUGGACCAUCAGAUGCAAAUAGCUUACAACAUGGACGAGUUAGAACGACUUGAAGUUAAGAGGUAUCUGCUGCAACCACUGAUCAGACAUAAGGGACUCCUCAAGAUCUUCGUGAUUGGAAAUGAAUAUUAUAUCGGAGUACGACCCAGCAUUGACGAUUUCGUGGCACAAAGUCAGUGCAAGGAGUUCAAUACUUUCAUGGUGAAAACUCUGGAAAAAAUAGGCGAAGAAUUAUCCAAGGACCUGAUGCGACACGUGGACGAAAAUGAUGUUCUCAACUUGAUAACAGUUCUGGGAAAAGAGUUCAACCUAUCCUUGUACGGAGUGGAUCUGGUGAUUUCAGAGGAAGGAACAGCAUUCAUCAUAGACGUGAACAUUUUCCCCGGCUACGCCGAAAUGAUAUCGAAAAAGGGAAUUGAUUACGUGCACGAAGCUUUCAUGAACUUAGCAGUGAAAAAAUUCAACGACAACGUCAUCCACGAUCCUCACAAAUCAUCUUUGAAUUUGAAAACUGAAGAUCCCAGAUAG